Messenger RNA from Sitophilus oryzae (rice weevil), 1693 nucleotides. RefSeq lists its product as uncharacterized. The record is from RefSeq and is a predicted model, not a curated record. NCBI's taxonomy places the organism in Eukaryota, Metazoa, Arthropoda, Insecta, Coleoptera, Curculionidae. The transcript is spliced from 3 exons. Gene Ontology annotation, biological process: regulation of synaptic transmission, cholinergic; positive regulation of voltage-gated potassium channel activity; sleep. Bases 187 to 603 code for a protein of 138 amino acids.
UUCAAAGCGCCGCCUGCUUGAUUCAGUCUGGGUUUGUGCGAGUGUAGUAGCAUUGAAGCUAAAGAGAUAAAUAAUUUUUGUAAUCUUGUUAAAGUAUAUUAAAAUCGAUUUAAUUUAAAAUAAAACUUGGUGUACCGAGUUCUUUGGCAGGUUUUUUGAUCAAAACAACCGGAAAAAUCAUCUAAAAUGGCUUCUUUCCUCACGUUCGCAGUGGCUUUAAUUUUGGCUGUAAAUGCUGCCAAUGGAUUGAAAUGCUACUCCUGCAACAGCAAAGACAGCACCGCCUGCGGUUGGGGAUUGGCUUCCUUCACCUACAGCACUGAAGAAUGUCAAAGUGCCGGAUUUUUGAACGCCUUGGUAGGGCCUAAAUGUUACAAGAUCGAAGCUAAAGAUGACCAAGGUAACUCAUACAUCGCCAGAGGAUGCCAGAAUCCACCAGCAUUCGGUUGCGAAGCCAUAGCCAAGACUGCAGGCUGGCUUUCCGGAGAAACUUACCAGAGUUCUUGCAGCACUUGUGAAACAGAUAAGUGCAACUCUGCCACCAAACUCACCGGAUUCACUGUCUUCGGUCUUUUGCUUGCCACCCUGGCAUUCCUGUUCUAAAACAUCCGCAAAAACGCUUUAAUUUUGCUUUUCUACCCAUUUUCUUCAAGUUAUUUAUUAUGAUAGUCUAUUAUUAAGUGUGUAGUUUGUAUAGACAAAAGCUUUUUUCUAAAUUCUUUGUCUUUAAUUGUGAUUAUUUCUGUCGGUGUUUAUAGAAAUGGACCACAUCGGAAACAAUCUAAAGUGGGCCAUACAUGUUUGAAAUUUUCGAUUUACCUAGCCACAGAAGGCAUUUUCCUGGAAGCAUGUUACAACGUGUAUGGCCCACUUUAAAAAAAUAUUCUUUGUACAUUUUGUUUAAAACAUUAAUAAUAAUUGAGCAUAAAGUGGGUCACACACGUUCAAUUUACUUGACAAUAGUUUCUCAUAGUCAAAAAGUUAUUUAUGAUAGUGUAUGUUAAAUGUAUAUAAUAUAUAGAUCGUCAAAUAUAGGGUAUUUGGCACUUUUUUUGUGAUAAUUGAUAAUGUUCCAAGGCAAUAGUAGGAGAUCUUGUAUCUCAUAAGAGUCUAUUUAGACAACUGUUAAGUCUGUGUAGGAUAUUAUAGCACUUGCUAAGUCUGUGUACGGCAUGAUAGCACCUGCUUAACUUAAAAAAUACUUUAUUUUUUCACCUAAAUAUCAAAACAAAAAUAAACAAAGGCAUUUCUCACAGUUUGCAACAAGUAUCCUAUAUUUGAUGAGCUAUAAUUUAUUAAUUUUUCUACUUUUUUUUCUUGUAUGUAUAGUAUUAAGUUUUUAAUAAAAUACCAUAGCAAAAAAAAUAUGCAUACGUGUUCGAAAUCCUUCUUAUAUUGUUUCAAAUUUGAUAAGAGUAAAUUUUACAGCAUUUCAAUACAUUUGUUAAUUUUUAAUUUGUUUUAAGCAUGAUUAUAGCCUGUAUGUCUCAAUUUUAUAAUACCAAUUUUUGUAUACUAUCUAUAAAACAUUUACUAAAGUCUAAUAUUUCCUAAUAAAACUAUUAGAGUGGGUCACACACGUUAAAUGUUUACUGGACAAAAGUGUCUGAAUGACUCGGUUAUAGAUUUUCUAACGUGCAUGUCCCACUUUAAAAUCAUAUUUUUGAAUAACUUUCUUUGAAAUAUUAUAAAA